AUGGACUCUCCAAAGAAACUCAAAAUCGCAAGUCUAGGUAGCUCCUUUGCUGCUGGUCCUGACAUUCCCCCGCAAAUCGAACCACGUGCCGCAUUGCGAUCAGGGCAGAAUUACCCCCAUCUUUUGGCGCAGCACUUGAACGCCGAUCUCACUGAUCUGACCGUUUCUGGCGCAACGUUGCUCAACAUAACAGUCGAACCACAGUCUACCCCAUUCAAUACGACCUUCCCACCGCAAAUCUCCAACCUCCCCGAAGAUGCCAACAUCAUCACCUUGACCGCUGGAGGAAAUGACAUAAACUAUAUCGGCGGCAUGAUCGCCGAUGCUUGCGACGCCGAGCUCCAAUCGUCCGUGUCCCUAUCACCAGCAGAAUUGGCAGAACGGCUAGGAGGAGUGGUCGAUCAGAUACACAAACGGGCCCCUGGAGCUCGAAUCUUCCUUGUUGAAUAUCUUGCUGUUCUGGGACCUGCAACUCAACCGAGUCGGAAUAUCCCGCUGACACAGGAGAGAAUUCAACAUUACCGCGGUGUUGCAUCUGUUCUACAACAUGCAUAUUCUGUCGCUGUGGAAGGUCGAGCCGAUUGGUGUGAGACAGUCCCAAUUCACCAACUCAGCCAGGGACAUGCACUUGGCAGCGAGGAACCUUGGGUUGGAGGAUUUGAAUUGGGGCCGCUUCUCCAUCCGAAUCUUGAUGGGAUGAAGGCCGUAGCGAGUAUUCUAGCUGAGACGAUCGGCAAGAGCACAUUACCUAAAGCAUUGUUGUGA
This is a messenger RNA of Penicillium verrucosum, 765 nucleotides long. Its product is annotated as SGNH/GDSL hydrolase family protein. Gene Ontology annotation, molecular function: hydrolase activity, acting on ester bonds. The record is from RefSeq and is a predicted model, not a curated record. Lineage: Eukaryota; Fungi; Ascomycota; Eurotiomycetes; Eurotiales; Aspergillaceae. The transcript has a single exon. Bases 1 to 765 code for a protein of 254 amino acids.